UCCAGGAACCAGGAGCAGAGGUCUGAGGCCUGUGUCCAGACAUCAGAGAAAAGAGGAGGUCCAAGCAGUACCAGGAGUCAAGGCAUCGUGCUCGUGGUCGAGAUGAGUGAGCAGAGGAAGCCCAAGAAAGACCUUCAGGACCCAGGCGAGGCCCAGGGCCCAGAGGAAGCACAGCUCUUGGGGGCUGAGGGAGGGGAGGCUGCAACCCCCUCGGCCUCCUCCCGCCCAGUCUCUUCGUGCUCCGCUGAGGAGGCCUUGCCCCAGGAAGCUCUGAAUAAAAUGGUGGCUAACAUGGUGACGUUCCUGCUCUGCAAGUAUCGAGCCAAGGAGCCAACCACCGAUGCCGAAUUGAUGAAUACGGUCCUCGGGGAUAACCAAAAGUACUACCCAGUGGUCUUCCGCCAAGCGGUUGAGUGCGUUCUGCUGGUCUUUGGUGUAGAUGUGAGGCGGUUAAACACUGCACCCAUCUACAUCAUGGUUCCCUCCCUGGGCCUCACCUGUGAUAUAAUACAGGAAAGUGGGCAGGGCCUGCCCAAGGCCGGCCUCCUGGUGGUGGUCCUCAGCCUGAUCCUCCAGAAUAGGGAUUGCAGCCCUGAGGAGGAGAUCUGGGGAGCACUCAGCAAGAUGGGGGUGUGUGCUUUGAGGGAGCACCCCAUCUAUGGGGAGCCCAGGGAGCUGCUGACCCAAGUGUGGGUGCGGGAGGGGUACCUGGAGUACCGGCAGGUGCCUGACAGCGACCCUGCUCGCUUCGAGUUCCUGUGGGGUCCCCGGGCCUUUGCGGAGACCAGCAAGGAGAAAUUCACGGAGUAUCUGCUCAGGGUCAACCGAAGGGCUUUUAGGUCCUUCCCACUCCCUUCUGCAGAGGCUGUGAGGGAGGAGGAAGAGGGGUCCUGAGCCAGAGCUGCAGCCAGGCUGAUCCUUCCCUCUGUAAAUGAAAAGGGAGUGGUCAGCCUUCUCAGGAGUGAUGGCCUGGGCCACUUGGGGAACCCAGUGUGCAGCAUUUUUAGGUUCCUGUUCUCUGCGAUGACAUGGAGACUGAUCUCUGUUUUCUUUAGGAAUUUUUCAAAUGUGUCUUUCAGCAUAAGGCUUAAUAAACUUCGGUAUCUAACUUUGUGAAUGACAUUGAUCACACGUGUAUUUGUACUUACCAAUUUAAGGACAAGAGUUUUGCUAGUUUUUAAAAGAGUUUGGGAACUCCCCAAUUUUAUUUUGUGACCCUGAACAUGGUAACAUGAGAUAUGAAUUAUAACUAUUUUGGAAAUAUCAACUUACCUAGCAGUAAUGUACUUGGUGAAAGAAUUAGAAAAUAAAAUGUGAUUAUAGCAAAA
Molecule: messenger RNA, 1328 nt
Organism: Bubalus bubalis (water buffalo)
Lineage: Eukaryota; Metazoa; Chordata; Mammalia; Artiodactyla; Bovidae
Product: melanoma-associated antigen 9-like
Exons: 2
Coding region: 103-894 (263 amino acids)
Biological process (GO): negative regulation of transcription by RNA polymerase II
Cellular component (GO): nucleus
Source: RefSeq, a predicted model, not a curated record